Seriola dumerili (greater amberjack) is the source of this 2307-nucleotide messenger RNA. It is a transcript of the gene enpp6, whose product is annotated as ectonucleotide pyrophosphatase/phosphodiesterase 6. The transcript has 8 exons. The record is from RefSeq and is a predicted model, not a curated record. The coding region runs from base 20 to 1363 and encodes 447 amino acids. NCBI's taxonomy places the organism in Eukaryota, Metazoa, Chordata, Actinopteri, Carangiformes, Carangidae.
AGCACGAGGCAACACGACCAUGUCCCCGAGACAGACACCCACGCGCUCCCUGCGUCUCCUCGCGGCGCUGCUCGCGCUGCUGGGCGCGGGGCAGCGGUGUCUCGCGGUGAACCCGCUGCUCGUUUUCCUCAUUGAUGGAUUCCGCUACGACUACAUGGAUGACCUGCACGCGCUCCCCGGAUUCCGCGAGCUCGUGGGCAAUGGGGUGAAGGUGGACUACAUGACGCCGGACUUCCCGAGUCUGUCUUACCCUAAUUACUACUCAUUAAUGACAGGCCGUCACUGUGACGCUCAUCAGAUGACUGGAAACUACAUGUGGGAUGAAGCCUCAGAGAAGGAGUUUCUGAUCGGGACCAAUCCUGACAGCCGGCUGUCUCUCUGGUGGGAUGGAUCAGAGCCGCUGUGGGUCACUCUGCAGAAGCUUGGAAAGAAGGUUUUCAUGUACUACUGGCCUGGCUGCGAGGUGGAGAUUCUGGGUGUCCGUCCAUUUUUCUGUGAAGAAUACGUCUACAACCCAUCGGAGAAAAACCUGACAGACUCGAUGGAGAACGCUCUCAGCGUCCUGAGGUCAGGCAAAGCAGACAUGGCAGCUAUAUAUUAUGAGAAAAUAGAUGUGGAAGGCCAUCACUUCGGUCCAGACUCUCAUCAGGUCAGAUCAGCUGUGAAACAACUGGAUCAUGCCAUGCAGACACUCAACAGCAAAAUCAAAGAGAAGAACAUGGCGAACCAGCUGAACGUUGUGCUAUUUUCAGACCACGGCAUGACAAAGAUCCAGUGGAUGGAGAAGGUCAUAGAGUUGGACAAGUUCAUCAACAUGUCGGACAUCGUCAAGAUGAUGGACAGAGGACCAGUUGUUAGUCUAUGGCCAAAAGAAACCAAGUACCAACAGGUGUAUGCCAUGCUGUCUCGGGUCCCUAACAUGCGUGUGUAUGGGAGACAGGAGAUCCCUCAACGUUUCCAUUACAAAGGAGGGAAGUUUGUUUCACCCCUGACGCUGGUGGCUGACCCGGGCUGGUUUAUCAUCGAGAACAAGGCGAGCCUCCCGUACUGGAAAAAUGACUCUGGGGCGCCCUCAGCUUGGCAGAACGGCUGGCAUGGUUACGACAACGAGUUCCUUGACAUGAGAGGCUUUUUCUUGGCAACAGGACCUGACUUCAAGCGCAAUCUACGAGCGGCUCCAAUUCGAGCGGUGGACGUGUAUAACGUGAUGUGCUGGACACUGGGAGUGAAACCUUUGCCCAAUAACGGCUCCUGGUCUCGGGUUGAGUACAUCCUGAAUGGCUCUGAUGGUCCUCCCCAGUCCACAGCCCUCUGGACCUGCUGCAUGGGUUUGUUAGGAAUACUGCUGGCACUAUGGGAUUAAAAGAUAUAACAGCUCAGCGCUUGUGGCAUCUGACAGUAGAGAGAAAUGAUGUAGAAGGAGUUACAACAUUAAAAUGUGUAGAGGUGAAUGCAUGUGAAAAGAGGGGAGAAGACAUGACACAUUUUCUCUUCCUUGUCCACUUCUGAUCAGAAUGAGUUCACGUCUGAGUACAUUUACAUUUUAUGGUAAAUUUAAUAAAUUCACAAUUUGUGAAAUCUAACAAAUUGUUAAAUUUGACAUUUGCCUGUAAAUUUUCUCUGUUUCAGCCGAGUUGAUCAAAUCAAUUCAAUUCUGUUUUAUUUGUAUAGCACCAAAUCAUAACAUGCAUCAUCUCAAGGCACUUUACAGGGUAAGGUCAAGACCUUACAUGAUAACCAUUCAUUGUCAUAGUAAAGCAUGAAAAGUUAUAUAUACAGUAUACCAGCAGGACUCUCGCUUGUUUACAUGUAAUUAUUUCUAAGUUACAUACAGUACUUAUGUCCAGGAAACUUUCUAGGAAAUUAUACAGAACAAUUAUAGUGAAAAUCGAGCAUUACUGAUUUCUGGGUGUGUGUAUGAAUCAUGAAUGAAUGAGUCAUUUUGGAAAUCACAGCAAAGCAUUUUGAAACUGUUGGACUUCAUGCAGUAAAGGAUGCUGAUUUUGCCUUAUUUUCAUAUGUUGGAAUUUGUAUUACAGGGAAUGAUAUAAGCUAUACUUUUUUAAAUUGGUAAAGCACAACUAUGUGUAGGAGAUGUUUUGAAGCCCUAAUUUCUUUUCUUCCUUUUUUUAUGCUCGGGCUCUUUUAAAAUGUUGUUACUUCAGUCUGUAGAGGGUAUGGUUAUAACUGAGAUAUUGUUUUGAUCUGAUUUUGAAUUCAGCUGCUCAUGUCUCUGUGUCUGAUCUGUAAGACCCUGUAUGACAUAUGGUUUGUCAAAUGUGCUGUAUGAAUAAAUGUGCUUUGAUU